Messenger RNA from Pelodiscus sinensis (Chinese soft-shelled turtle), 3948 nucleotides. It is a transcript of the gene MMEL1, whose product is annotated as membrane metalloendopeptidase like 1. The record is from RefSeq and is a predicted model, not a curated record. NCBI's taxonomy places the organism in Eukaryota, Metazoa, Chordata, Testudines, Trionychidae. Gene Ontology annotation, molecular function: metalloendopeptidase activity. Gene Ontology annotation, biological process: protein processing. Gene Ontology annotation, cellular component: plasma membrane.
CCUGCUUCCCCCGGGGAAAGUUCGCCGAGGAGCCGCACGCCGCGGAUGGGAGGGGUGGAGGGGGGCGUCUCUCGCCCACCUUCCCCGUUGGGGGGGAAGGGACUGGACCAGCCUGAUCAUGAGAUUCGCCAAACAGCCCCCAAACGAGGAUUCUUAAGACGCUCCCCCAUCCCCUCCCCCCAGACCGGGGCUGCGGAGGGAAGCCCCCAGACGCACACUCCGAGCCCCGGCUGUGCUGCAGACACUGAAGAUGGAGAGCGACGUGGGGAAAUCUGUGGACGACCAAAUGGAUAAGUACAUAGUUACAAUCAUGGGGAAGUCGGAAAGCCAAAUGGAUAUCGUGGAGAAAUCGACCAAAUCCGGGAAGAAAUCCUGGAGCUUCGUGACCGUCGGUCUGUCCGUCCUGCUGCUGCUCAUGGCCUGCGCCGUGGUGGCCCUGGUGGUCCUGUAUGCCAGCCAUCGAGGGAGGGCCCUCAGUGAUCCUUUGCCUACCCGAAAGCAGCCACGCACAGCGAGACUGAAAGUAUCCCAUGGACAAACACAGGCACAAAGCACCCAAACGUUCAAGAACAACCCCGCGAGAUUUGGGAAGCAGGCCAAACGUGAUAUGCACUACGGCACCAAUUCCGGCAGCAUUUGCACGACUCCUGGAUGUGUCACAGCAGCUGCUAGAAUACUUCAGAACAUGGAUCCGACGACCGAGCCAUGCACGGACUUCUAUCAGUACGCCUGCGGGGGCUGGCUGAACCGGCAUGUCAUCCCAGAAACCAGCUCCAGAUACAGCAUUUUUGACAUCCUGAGAGAUGAACUGGAAAUCAUCCUGAAAGGUGUGCUGGAGGCUCCGGAGCACAGCGAUCGAGAAGCCUUUCGGAAAGCUAAAAUGCUUUACACUUCCUGCAUGAAUGAGAGCUUCAUAGAGCAGCGAGAUUCACUGCCCCUGUUAGAGGUUUUAGCUGUGGUUGGAGAUUGGCCGGUGGCUUCCGCCGAUUGGAAUAUCACCAGAGGGCCACACUGGCACAUGGAAGAGAAACUCGCCACCCUGAACUCCAGAUUUAACAAGCGUGUCUUAAUUGACAUGUUUGUAUGGAACGACGACCGGGAUUCCAGCAGACAUAUAAUUUAUAUUGACCAGCCUACUUUGGGAAUGCCAUCCAGAGAUUACUACUUUAAUGGUGGCAAUUACCAAAGAGUGCGGGAUGCCUACCUGCAGUUCAUGAUCACCAUAGCCAAAAUGAUCCGAGAAGACAGGAAUAUGUCAAAAGAUGACACUUUUGUCCAAGAGGAAAUGGCGAAGGUUUUGAAGCUUGAAACUGAGAUUGCAAACGCUAACGCUUCUGCCGACGAAAAGACCAAAAUGACCCUAAGAGAGCUACAGGAAAAGUUUGCCAUGAAUGAGUUUAACUGGACUCUCUUCAUCCAAGGCAUCAUGUCUUCAGUGCACAUUCAGAUCCCCCUGGACGAGGAGGUGGUGGUGUACGGCUUGCCCUACCUGCAGGAGCUCAAGGCGAUUAUCUCCAGCUACUCGGCAAGCACCAUCCAGAACUACUUAGUCUGGCGCCUGGUGAUUGACAGGGUCAGCAGCUUGAGUCGGCGCUUCAAGGACGCCCGAGCCGACUACCGAAAGGCACUUUAUGGGACAACCCUGGAAGAGGCCCGUUGGCGGGAAUGCGUGAGUUACGUCAACAACAACAUGGAGAACGCGGUGGGAGCGCUGUAUGUUAGGGAGACAUUUGCUGGUGAGAGCAAGAGGAUGGUCCGAGAUUUAAUAAACAAAAUCCGGGAAGUGUUCAUCGAAACACUAGAUGAAUUACAGUGGAUGGAUGAAACAUCAAAACAGAAAGCUCGUGAGAAGGCAAUGGCAAUUAAAGAACAAAUUGGCUACCCAGACUAUAUUUUGGAGGAUCAGAAUGAAAAACUGGAUCAGGAAUAUGCAAAUUUGAACUUCAGUGAGCACAAGUAUUUUGAAAACAUCCUGGAAAACCUGAGAGCAGGAGCUCAGAAAAGCUUGAAAAAACUUCGAGAGAGAGUUGACCAAGAGAUAUGGAUAAUUGGUGCUGCAGUGGUCAACGCAUUCUAUUCCCCGAACCGAAAUCAGAUAGUGUUUCCUGCUGGAAUCCUACAGCCUCCCUUCUUUAGCAAACACCAGCCACAGGCACUGAACUUCGGCGGGAUCGGGAUGGUAAUUGGGCAUGAAAUUACUCAUGGUUUUGAUGACAAUGGAAGAAAUUUUGACAAAGACGGCAAUAUGUUUGAUUGGUGGAGCAAUUUCUCCGCCAUGCAUUUCAAAGAGCAGUCCCGCUGCAUGGUGUAUCAGUAUGGAAACUACACUUGGGACCUGGCUGGAGGGCAGAACGUCAGCGGAAUAAGCACCCUGGGAGAGAAUAUUGCAGACAAUGGAGGAGUCCGACAGGCUUACAAGGCCUAUUUAAAAUGGCUGGAACAUGACGGGAAGGAGCCAAUGUUACCCGGACUCGACCUGACUCACAAGCAACUUUUCUUUCUCAACUUUGCCCAGGUGUGGUGCGGUUCCUACAGACCUGAAUACGCCAGUCAGUCUAUAAAGACAGAUGUUCACAGCCCUCUGAAAUACAGGGUGAUGGGAUCUUUGCAAAACUUUGAAGCCUUCUCAGAGGCAUUCCACUGUAAGAAGGGCACAUCCAUGCACCCUGCAGAGAAGUGCAGAGUGUGGUAGCCAAAGCGAACAACGAUGCUGAAGAUAUUACUUAGACGGCACCGUCUACAAACUGAACUCGUGUGGCUACUUGCUGAACAGUUCUAGCCAAUGAUGUGCCUGAUGUUUUCCUGUUCAGUGCCAGCCACGGUGAAUGGUGCAGCUACUGUAGUUAGAAAUUAAAGAUGCUACAGCUGUCAGGCUUUUGUGGUUCGGCUGGAAUGUACGCAGGCACCUCGCAAUGUUGUCUGACAGGGCUGUGUUGAACGUGACAGCACACUUCACAAGAAAACGACUGUUUCCACUGACAUCCUGACUGUUAUUAAGAGAUCGCAUCAGGGUUACAAAGACUAGCAAUUUAAAAAGAAAAAGCAGAUCUAUUUUUCAGCAAGGAAUAUUAAUUUUAAUAUGUCUUACCACACGCUCAUCCCUGCGCGAGUCAGUAAAUCUGUCUUGACUUUUCACCACAUUAAUUAUUUUCCAGUAUUCUAAUUCUGCUUCUAGUGCACGUCCCCCCAGAUCCAGGGGAGAGCUAGUUCAAUAUGUGUGCUGUCCAUGUGCCACUGUCUGCUUGCACUUCAAUGCCUGCUUUAUUGUAAGAGAUCGUAAUUUGUCUUGAUAUUUUGCAGGGUGAGCUGUAUGUUAAAAUACUUGCUGGCUGCUGACUUAAAAGCAAAGCUGAGCCACGUUUCUGCACUUGUUUUGCUCGCCUGGGCACGUCUGAGCUGAUCUCAACACAAUGAGAUCUAGAGGGACUUUUAAAAGAGGAGAUGCGUUAGCAUCGCCAGGUUCACAAUUUUCUUCCCUUCAGAAGUAUAUUUGAGAGGACGCGCACUCUUCCAGUAAGAGUAAAUCUUUAGAAUAUUUUUAGUGGCAAAAGCUUGUCGCUUGCUGUAAACAGCAAAACAGUUACACAGGGACACUACUAUUUUUAAUCCUGGGCCUCUUUAUUUUGCUCUAGUCUGCUUUUAAAGAUUGGAUGUUAUUACACUUUUAAAAAUGCACAAGUCUUGUUCAUUUUUAUAUAAAUAAAAGUUGUAUUGCAGCAAACGGCUCAGGCAUUGAUCUGUAGAAACAGGUCUGAGUUGCUUUCUCUGAUGAAUGUGAAAAUGUCAGAGUAACCACAACCUGAAAUGGGCAGCCCUUUACCUCGGACUUAAGAACGGCCAUCUUGGAUCAGACCCAAGGCCCAUCUAGCCCAGUAUCCUGUCUGCCGACAGUGGCCACUACCAGGUGCCCAAGAGGGAGGGAACACAAUAGGAAAUCAUCAUGUGAUC